ACUUCGUCAGAUAGUGCAGUUUCCUUCAUCGUAUCUUCUGGAGUCAUCAUCAUAGUUGACAAUGACAACCCUAGUCUGAGUGCUGGGUUCGUGCAGACUGAUGUUGGACAGCCCGAGACAGACGGUCUCACAGGCGCCAGGCUACGGGCCUUUGUUAACGGGCGCAUAACACAGCCCGUUGCACUGAGUGUCUCUGUCGCAGGAGGCACAGCUACAGUCAAUGAUGACUUCACUGAUUCCAUGGCGGUCCUGCAAUUCAACAUCAACUCCGACAAUCCAAGAAGAGUCUUCUACACCAUCAACGGAGACACUAUAGACGAGCCGGAUGAGACCAUUGUGUUCCAGCUCUCUGGACCCAGCGGAGUAGCCCUCAUCCCUGACAGGAGCACUGCAGUGGUCACAAUCAUCAAUGAUGACAUGUUUCCGAUUGAGACUGGGAUUAUUGUACUGGUGGACGGCACACCUGAAGUGAGGCUAGAGGGCGGGACAGGGACCGUGAGAGUGCAGUUCACUCUGAGCCCCGACAUCACCAACGCACUGUGUACCCUUCGCGACGUUGCGCCUCAGCAAGACUGCUCUUCUGGGACGUUUGUUGUCACUGGACUAGCACCCAGCCGUAUCCCUCCGGUGACUCUGGAGAUUGCCGCCCUUAACCAGCAGGGGCAGCAGGUCGCCUUCAUUUCCAGAACCAUCCGGCUAGGACUCAGCGGAGACUGUUCAGUCAACUUCCUGAAUGGUGUGGAAGGGGCCCUGGUGUUCCAGGGCGACGUGUUCAUUGCCUUCUCAGUGGUCGGUCCUACCACCUCCACCGAAUGCCAACUCGAUGGCGGAACUUUCACGCCAUGUGACAGGACAGUACAGUAUGAGAACUUGUCACUGGGAGAACACAGAGUGAAGGUGAGGCCCAAUGGGGACAACUGUGUGAGGAGAAUCCGCCGUACUGUCAUGUUUACCGUCGUCUGACUCAACAUCCCACCACGAAUCAUUGUGUGCAUCAUAUUUUUAAGCAUUAUAGUUUUCUAGAACACUGC
Messenger RNA from Geodia barretti, 1031 nucleotides. Lineage: Eukaryota; Metazoa; Porifera; Demospongiae; Tetractinellida; Geodiidae. The record is from the annotation of a GenBank genome assembly.